This is a messenger RNA of Aspergillus tanneri, 1437 nucleotides long. RefSeq names its product glycosyltransferase family 31 protein. Gene Ontology annotation, molecular function: acetylglucosaminyltransferase activity. NCBI's taxonomy places the organism in Eukaryota, Fungi, Ascomycota, Eurotiomycetes, Eurotiales, Aspergillaceae. Bases 1 to 1437 code for a protein of 478 amino acids. The record is from RefSeq and is a predicted model, not a curated record. The transcript has a single exon.
AUGCAGGCUCUCCAUCGUCACCUGUUUCAAUUGCGCCAGACGAGGCUCCUGCGGCUCGUUGCUGUGACCGCUGCGGUGUUGCUGGGCUACACUACAGUCUACCUUCUAUAUCUACGCGAUGAUUUCCCCGAUGACGGCGUCAGUCUUUCGAGCAACCCUUCUACCAACUACGUCAACAGUACCUGCUCCGUCGAUCUCGACCGGCUCCGAGCCCACGCCCCCAAUGCCUCCGUGGUGCAAUACGCACGCCUCGAGAUCGUGGUGGCACGAACCCGUACCUUCACCGGCUACUCGGAUUCCCUCAACGUAUCCCUCCCUACAUACCAGUCCGUCCGAUUGGACACGGACCGCAAGCGAGAAAGACUUCCGGAAGAACGCUGCGCUACAUCCGUGACCAUUCCGGGUCCUGUGGAUAGCGCCCCUGCCAAUGCCUCGCACUUGAUUUUCGGCGUUGCGACGUCGAUGGAGAGACUGAACGCGUCCCUGGAUGCCUUUGCCCAUUGGGCGGGCGGAACCAACGCCCAGAUCGUCGCCGUCGUCGACAAGGGAGGGUCACUCCUAACACCGACCAUGGAGCGUGCAAACGCGUUGGGAAUCCGUCUUACCGUCGUUGAACAACAGGACGAAGUCCUGGACCGAUAUUUCUCCCUGAUUCGCAUCCUGAUGGACCGCCGGGAGGAGUCGACCCAAUGGGCGGUUCUUAUCGACGACGAUACGUUCUUCCCUUCCAUGCAGAACCUGGUAAACCGACUGGCAUCGUACGAUGCCACUCAACCGCAGUAUAUCGGAGCGUUGUCGGAGGAUAUGUCGCAGAUGUACGGGGCGGGCCAUAUCGCGUACGGCGGCGCGGGCGUCUUCCUGUCCAUACCGUUAAUGCAGGAGCUUCACGAGGUCUUCGAUGAUUGUUAUCUCUUCAAGGGGGCAGGGGAUGGGAUGGUCGCGCAGUGUAUCUAUGAGCACACAACAACGAAACUUACGUGGGACCGAGACCUGCACCAGCUGGAUCUGCGCGGGGACGCGUCGGGGUUCUAUGAGUCGGGUCGUCCGCUGCCUCUGUCGCUGCACCACUGGAAAUCAUGGCACCAUGCGGACAUGGUGGCGCUGGGAAAGGUGGCCGCGGUGUGUGGCGAAGGAUGCCUGCUUCGACGGUUGCAGUUGGCAGACGAUUGGUAUCUCGUCAAUGGGUUUUCGGUCAUCAAGUACUCCCGACCCCUGCGGGACCCCAACGUGAUGGAGCAGACGUGGGAAGACAGCCAAUACCAAGGGGUUGGACCGUUCGCAUAUAGCUUGGGACCGCUUCGGGGUCGAGACGAGGACAAGGUUUCCUUGCGGAUGCGGGAGGCUCAGGUGGAAGGACCCGGUCGGGUGCGACAGGUGUACGUCCGCGAGGAUGAGGAUGCUCAGGUGCUAGACGUGGUGUGGAAAGUAGCGUCCUGA